UCUGUCUGAACUUUGUUGACGUCCGUGUGGCUGUCACCUGUCAGACGCGCUUCCUCAACUAACAACCGUUGGUGUUUUACGUUCGUCGUAGAAAUCAACGACAAACCAAUCGUGCACUAAUGAUAUCCACAGUAGAUCUAACACAUAAUGAAAGCAAAUCAAAUAUGACACAAACACAAGAUAAUCCUAACAGUAACAACUGUAAUAAAGACCUAAACAAUGUUGGACUUUUGCAAGUCGUGUCACCAGAAAAUGAAAAAAAUAUUAUCAAUAUUGAAGAUAGCGAAGAUGAAGUUGAAGAAGAUAGCGAUGUGAAUAAAGAGAAACUACGUGAUAGGCAAACUAUAAGAACUGAAAAAGCUACAAUUUCAGUAACACCAAGUCAAGGAACAGUGUUUUGGGUGAUGUUACAACCUCAAGAGAUGCGUGCAAAUGUUGUCAACAAUGGAAAGAAACAACAAGAAAAGCAAACGAAUGAUAAAAGCGCAACACUAGGUAAAACAAGUAUAUUGCGAACAGUUUUAAUGGAUUCUGUGACGAUACAAGAGAAUGAAAAAAGAAGCCAAAGAGAAAAACAUCCUGUAAAAGCUUUGAAGCCAAAGAAAGCGCAUGACACAACUAGUGAAAGAAAGAACAACAAAAAAGAAACAACAAUAGUGAUUGAAGAUAGCGAUAAGGAUGACGAUGAUGAAUCUAAUGUACCGCACAAAGUAGUUGGACGCCGGACAAAAUGCGCCAACAUCGUAAAAUGCAAAAAAUUUACCUCUCAGUACUACAAGUGUAUGCAAUGCAAUUAUGCAACAGGAUUGUUGAGUUAUUUUCGCGAACAUUUACAAAGUGAUAGACACAAAUGGUUGCUUAGAGAGAAAAAGUGUGUCAGUAAAUGUAUAGAUAAAGAAAAAACAACUAAAAACGAAAAGCCAAGGAUAAAAUUCAAUCCGCAGAUAAAGUUAGUGAGUGAAAUUAUCAAAGAAUACGUAAAAGAACAGCAAAACAAAAAAGAAAAAGCGCCAAUAGUUAUUGAAGAUAGUGACAAAGAAGAGGACGUCGUUCAAGACGAAAUAGAAGUGGAAGAAAAUAGGUUGCAAUCUAGUGUACAAGAAAAGGUAGUAGAAACCCAGGCCACCAAUCCCAGCGUUCCACAGCAAACUCCUUUGGUGUAUAACUGCGAACCGUGCCGUUAUACCACAGAACACAAGUUUUAUUUUGAGAUUCAUUUACAGAGCGAAAAACAUGCAAGUGCAAUUGGAAAUGGUCCAAACUCCAGCACAAAAAGAAAACGAAACGACGAUACACCCACUGAAAACAACAACCAAACGACAAUAAUUAUUGAAGAUAAUGAUAAACAAGAUGAAGCACAAACAAGAAGCCAGAAAAAACUGCUCUUCUCUCGUUAUCAGAUUGUUCAAGGACUCGCAAAGAAUCAUGCCUUGUUUCUAAAGCAACCGACUUCUGGAUGGUAUGUGUGUGACCCGUGCGGUUAUGCAACCGACACAAAACGAUUUUUUGUAAAACACGUAAAAACCGAAAAACACAAGCGUGUCGUCAAAUCGUUGAAAGAUGUAACCAGCUCUUCAAUCGGUGAACUAAAAACGGAGAAGUGGUACAAAUGUGAGCUUUGCAAUUAUAUAACUAAACAGAGGAAAUGUAUAUAUUUACACUUCAAAAGCUGCGAGCAUAUCGAUACUGUGGUUGCUGCGGCAACUGGUGAUCACAGAGAAGAUGAUUGUGUACGAAAUUGUAAUUUUUGUAAUUAUGUAACGGUAAGCAAGGUAAAUUUAAGAGUACAUAUUUUGGAAAGGCAUAGACAACCCAGAGGGGUUUAUCAGUUCUGGUGCAAAAUCUGCAACUAUAGAACCCAUGAUAGAGAGUUUUUCAGGUUUCAUUUUCGCCACACAAAACAUAAAGUUGCAAUGAUUCAAAUGACAGAAAAGUUGAAAAAGGUUGAUAGCGAGAUGAUCGUGGAUGAAGUAGUGGAGGAUUUGGAGGAGAAUGAACGUGAAAACGUUGCCGAAAGCGCAGAACUCUCAAACGAUACAGACUGGACGGAAAUUGAAGUCAUCGUUGAAAAAGAAGAAGAAGAAGACAAUGAAUUGGCGAUAGAAACACAUAAUUCUGAUGAAAAUAGUGUUGACCAAUUUCUAUUUGAUUCGUGUAGUUUGAACGCUGCAGAAUGUGAUUCUUUGCAGCUGGACGGUUUGAACCAGGAUGCAUACAGUGAAGAAAUCAAUGCACAAGAUACUGAAGACUGGGCUGACGUUGACGUGGAAGAAGACACAAGCUACAUUGAAAAUGAAGAAAUUGACACAAAUUUAAACAAUCACCUCAGAUAAUAUAUUUUGUACAAGCGCCAUAUUAACUAUGAUGUGAGUUCUGUGAAUUGAAGCAAUUUACAUCACUUUUUUGUUAAUUCAGUCGAGGUACAAUUUGAGUUCUUGUCAAAAUACGAUAAAAUUUUGACACAUACUUUAGAUUUAAGUGAGUAAAUUUAUACUUACAAGAUUAUUUAAGUUAUUUAUAAUAAAACCGAUAUUAAACGUUU
This is a messenger RNA of Zophobas morio, 2542 nucleotides long. Its product is annotated as RE1-silencing transcription factor-like. Bases 120 to 2333 code for a protein of 737 amino acids. The record is from RefSeq and is a predicted model, not a curated record. The transcript is spliced from 2 exons. NCBI's taxonomy places the organism in Eukaryota, Metazoa, Arthropoda, Insecta, Coleoptera, Tenebrionidae. Gene Ontology annotation, cellular component: nucleus. Gene Ontology annotation, biological process: positive regulation of transcription by RNA polymerase II.